UACACGGCCUUUGCACACAGUUUGAAAGCGGACAUCUCAAGAACGGACGCUUUUCCCAUGUUGAGGAGUGAGAAAACAGUGUUAAGAUAUCGCUUUUGAGCUAAAAGUGAUCUCAAGUUCAUUGAGUAUCAAGAGUUGGUCGCAAUUUGGAACAGACACCCGGUGUUUCACGAAGUGCUUUCAUCUGCUAAAGGAAAAAAGUCGCAUAAGGAUAUUUGCCAAAAAUCUUUCUUCUUACCCCUUCUUGCGACUGUCUGCCGCUCUCUCUCCUUUUACUAACAGCAUCCUGAGAUUGCGAACACUAACCUGAUUAGGGUAAAAUGGACCCUCUUUUGGGUCACCUAACCCCCUGCAGUCAAAAUGGAACAAUGCAACCAUGCGGGGAGGAAUUACCACAACCACUGAGCAAUACCACCCACCUCAGCAGGAUCUCAACAUAAACGAUGUUUUGGAGGUGAUUCGGCACACUGACCCAGCCACAUUUCACGAAUUUCAAAACCAUCUGACCGUCAUGGCCUCCCAACAAAAAGUCACCAACUCGGAUUUGAACCGCCAAAAGAAGCAAGCCUAUGUGAAGAUCCUCGAGCAACCCGCUUCCAAAGGUCUUCGAUUUCGUUACGAAUGCGAGGGACGAUCGGCUGGAAGCAUCCCGGGAGCUAAUUGUACCAAUGAGAAGAAAACUUUUCCCACCAUUGAGAUUGUAGGCUACACUGGACGAGCCGUGGUUGUGGUGUCUUGUGUGACCGCAGAUCCGCCUUACCGACCACACCCGCAUAAUCUGGUCGGAAAGGAGGGAUGCAAGAAAGGCGUUUGCACUUUGGAAAUAUCUCCAGAAACCAUGCAAAUCUCGUUCCAAAGCUUGGGCAUUCAGUGCGUGAAGAAAAAAGAGAUCGAAGAAGCCCUGACUCUUCGACAACAAAUCCGUGUGGACCCAUUUCAAACCGGAUUUAGUCAUAAGGACAAUGCUCAGAGUCUGGAUUUGAAUUGUGUCCGACUUUGCUUCCAAGUGUUUUUGGAAGGUAGCGAGAAAGGAGCUUUCACAUUCGCUCUCAAGCCUGUUGUGUCGGAUCCCAUUUUCGACAAGAAGGCCAAGAAUGAUCUGACCAUCUGCCGAAUGACAGAAUACUCUGCAUCUGUGGCUGGCGGCAAAGAGAUGCUCCUGUUUUGUGACAAAGUCAUCAAGGAUGACAUUCAAGUCAGAUUUUAUCAGGAAAUGAAUGGACAGCUCGUGUGGGAAGGACUUGGUGAUUUCCAGCCUUGUGAUGUCCAUAAACAGUUCGGUAUCGCUUUCAAAACCCCUCGAUACAAGGAUCUCGAGAUUGAGCAAUCCGUAAAGGUCAAAAUUCACCUUCGGCGACCUUCAGACGGAGCAGUCUCGGAAUCGAGAAAUUUCGAGUUUCUUCCCUUGGAUUCUGGUCGCAGUUUCUGGGCUAAUAAAAGACUCAAGACCAACUACAACAUCUUCAAUAGCAUCCUAACUGCAUCCGGUGGAGGCACCAAGAUCAACGAGGUAAUGGCUUCCCAAGAGGAGCUCAAACGCAAGAUCAGAGCUCCCCAUCAAGGGGCAGCCUCAUCAAUGGCCAUUGUCACAACCACUCAGAGCUUGGAUCCUUCUACCAUGACCUCGUCAUUUCCUCCCCCGCCAGCUUCAGCUCGCAAUUACCACACUCUUUCCAUGGUGCCGCACUCUUCUCUGACUCCGCAACAACAAACUGAAAAUGCUCAAUUACUGGCCGUGGACACGUCCAUGGGUCUCGCUAACACGAACUCUGCAUCUCCUAAUCGACCUCUCUCGCAAAUCUCAGAUGCUUCCACCGCAACAAAUGCCACUGAUGCCACCAAACAAAGCGUGAACGAGAUCCUGAGCUUGGCCGGAGACCAGGAGGACAUUUCUGUUUACUCCAUGAAUCUGAACGACGCUUUAGAGUCUGGCGGGGACAUGUCCUUUUCGGCUUUGAUGAAGAUGGACCAAGCCAAAUUGGAUAACUUGACCGCCAUCCAACCAAACCCCAGACAGCCUGUAACAUCCACUGUAAUGGGCAGCAUGACUUCCGUGGCCACCGUGAGAGAAAAUAAGUCACCCUCCGAAGGGCUCCAACCUAAACCUGACGUGGCAGUUGAGCCAGGGGUUAACCUUGAUGAGACGGUCAUGGACGUUGAUGCUCUCUACGACGAUGUUAUGCAAUGCGUUUAUGAUGACGUGGAUACCAAGUACGACUGUGUUGACUUCUCCGGUGCUCCACCCCAAAUCCCCACUCGACAGAGGAAAAUGAGUGUGGAGGUAGAACUAAUCACUCCCACUAGUCCGGAGAAGCCGCUUCCUGGCACUCCUUCAAAGAUGCCCACCCUCAUAACGAAACUGACGAAGAAAGAUGCCGAUGCAAUCCAAAGGAAGAAAGACCUGGAGGAGCAAAAGAAAAGGGAAAAGGCGGAAAAGGAAGCGGAAAAACAACGGGUCAAGGAAGAGAAAGAAAAACAACGUCAACGGGAAAAGGAAGAAAAGGAGAAAGAAAAGCAAAGAAAAGUUGAAGAGGCUGAAAAGAAAAAGAAAGAAGAGGCCGAGAAGAAAAAGAAGAAAAACACCAAAAAUGAAGAGGAAAAGAAGAAAUUGGACUCUGAAAACGCGAAUACAGCUAAACCAAGUGACAAAGACCCGUCGUCCCCGACCAAGCCGUCGUUGUUCCAGCGCAUCUUGAAGAGAUCAAAGUCCCAAGUGGAUUUUUCCAUCGACGCAGAGGGCAACAAAAUUGACGACGGAGAUUCCGCAAACGCAAACCCGCCACCAGUGCCUGCACACCAAUCGACGUUAGAUCUGACCUUAAUGGACAACUUGAAUGACAACUCUAUGGACAGUCUCAACGGGAACAACUCGAUUGAACCCACGGAAGAGGAUCUCACUGAAAUACAAAACUUUUUAGAAUCCGGAAAUCUAGACCAUUUAGACAACAUGGUCAAUGAUUUUGCCAAACAAUAUAUGCCCGACUCCACUCUGGACCCAAGCAAUCCACCAAAAAAUGCAAAUGCUUCCAAAGACACAUCAAUAUCGUAGUGCUAUCCGUUUCCCCUCUAGUAUUUCCUCUUUGAACAUAUUAAAGUGAAUUUAUAAGUGAGCCCUUCAAAAGAAUCAAAUUUAAAAUCGUUUCAAGGAUUUGGAAAUACGUGGGCUCAUCAACAAAAAAACUAACCCACCUAACACUUGUGCAAUAUAUGAUAGAAAUUGAGGUGAAGCUUGAUGAGGUGACCUCAGGAAUGGAAUGCGAAAUAGAGUGACGAUAGUGCUGCGUGUUGAACAAAUGUACCAUAAUACUAUUUUAGCAUCACGUUGUUCUCAAUAAAUCUGUUUUUCAUCGGCAAUGUAAACGUUCUAAAAAAAGUCAUGUGGGACCGGCCGGGAUUAAGAAGAUUUUGUGCCGUCCACGGAACGAACGAAUUUAUCGCUAUGACGUAUUACAUGAAGAAAACACGGUGUAAAAUAAUUGAAGGAUAUAUUUCUUUCCCUUUCUCCGUAAAUUUGGAAAUAUAUUUAUCUAUUCAGUUUUC
Molecule: messenger RNA, 3540 nt
Organism: Tigriopus californicus
Lineage: Eukaryota; Metazoa; Arthropoda; Copepoda; Harpacticoida; Harpacticidae
Product: transcription factor p65-like
Exons: 8
Coding region: 377-3049 (890 amino acids)
Biological process (GO): innate immune response; non-canonical NF-kappaB signal transduction; inflammatory response
Cellular component (GO): cytoplasm
Molecular function (GO): DNA-binding transcription factor activity; DNA binding
Source: RefSeq, a predicted model, not a curated record